CAAGUCCUCAUCAGCCAUCCCAAAUCCGAAAAUCCCCUGCCCGCGAAAUCGCAGAAUCACUACCUUCCUCCUUCUCCCAGACUCCAGCCAUUCCCUCCGCCGAAAUCGUCGCUGACGGCGGUCCUCCUAGUUCGGCCGUUCACUGACAGUGGCAGCCAGUCGCAAGUCUCCCUUCUCGUUGACGUCCUGCUUCGCCUUCAUCGUUCAUUAAAGUCCUGCUUCGCCUUCACCUCUCAAUCGCUCACACGGCAAGUUGCGAGUCUCCAUCCUCUCCUUGCUGACGUCCUGCUUCGCCUUCACCGGUCACGGAGUUAAUAAAUUGGUGUUCCGAAUUGUCCCAGAGAAUAUCAAUGCCGAGAAAAAGAAGGUCUUUAGGUAGACCUGACUCGUUAAGCUCCUUAAAAGCUGAGCUAGAAAAUAGGGAACUUAUCGAGUUGCCCUCAAGUUAUUGCAUCUACAGAGUGCCUCCAUUGAUUCGAAAAAUGAAUCCGACAGCCUACAAACCCAUGUCGGUUUCCAUUGGCCCAUAUCACCAUGGCGAUAAAAGAUUGAAAUCAAUGGAAGAGGUCAAAUUGUGGUUCCUCUGCAACUUUUUGAAGAGAAAUCAACAAAAAUCGUUUGAUGAUUAUGUUUGUGUCCUCAAACACAAAGAAAGCAAAAUUCGAAGCUGUUAUUCAGAUAACAUCUCAAUGGAGAGCGAUGAAUUUGUAAGGAUGGUUCUAACUGAUGCUUGCUUCAUUAUUGAAUACUUUCUUCUAAUGCUAGGUGUGGACAGCUCGCUUUCUAAGCUACCCUCAAUGGAGAUAAGAUCAGACUUAAUUUUAGCUGAAAAUCAGCUACCAUUUUUUAUUCUUGAAGAUCUGUUUGACCUGAAUUUUUCCAAUGGCUGCAAUGUUGGAUCUACAUUUGUGUUUUUUACCUUCUACUAUUUCAAAGGUGCAUUCCUAUCGGGUAUAGUUCCUAACGAAAAACUUCGUGAAGGGUUUACGUACUCAUAUUUUGAACAACACCACCUGCCGACACUUGAUGGUACUCCAAAAGUGGAUCACUUGUGUGAUAUGCUAAGAAUCUUUUGUGUACGGCUUGAUCAACUACCAAGGGAACCUAGUAUCGGCAAACUAAAGCCUGUAUAUAAUGCAAGUAAAUUAGAUGAUGCGGGAAUUAAAUUUGAGGUUAAUGAAGAUGAAAUGAGCAUACUUCGGCUGCAAUAUUCAAAGGGAGUGUUGAAAAUACCAAGAACGAGGGUAAGUGAUUUCACAGAGAUCCAGCUUAGAAAUGUGGUUGCAUUUGAGCAGUGUCACUUUCGUUCAUCAAGAAGCAUGACUGAUUACAUAAUGCUCUUGGGCCAUCUUAUUAGAACAGGAAAAGAUGUUGAAAUGCUUGAAGAAAAAGGGAUUAUAGAGAACUACAUAGGGGAGGAUGAUGCAGUGGCUUUCAUAACCAAGAGACUGAGCAGGAAUGCUACCCCUGUAAACUUCAAUAAUGAUUAUAUCUAUCUAUCAGAAGAAUUGAACAAGUUUUGUGAUAGCCCAUACCACAAGUACCAAGCAAUCUUUAAGCGGCAAUAUUGGAGCACUCCCUGGAGGAUAGCAUCUUUUUCAGGAGCAAUUCUGCUUCUUUUCCUCACUUUGAUCCAGACAAUAUCAUCUGUCAUUGCCUUAUUUCAGAAUUAGCUCCAAAGCUCUUAAACAUGGCUUUCAAAAUUCAAUCUCAGAGUGUUCUUCCAUUGGCUCUUGUUUUGCUGGGCAUGUUGGCAUUUCAAGCCUCAUCUCGCACCCUUCAAGAAGCUUCCAUGAAGGAGAGACAUGAGCAAUGGAUGGUUCGAUAUGGCAGAGUGUACAAGGACGCUCAGGAGAAGGAGAAGCGUUUCAACAUGUUGAAGCAAAAUGUGGAAUACAUUGAAGGCAUUAACAAUGCUAGAACUAAGCCUUACAAAUUAGGUGCGAAUCAAUUUGCAGAUCUCACAUGAAGAAUUCACAGCUUCUAGAAACAGA
This is a messenger RNA of Neltuma alba, 1994 nucleotides long. Its product is annotated as senescence-specific cysteine protease SAG39-like. The coding region runs from base 351 to 1673 and encodes 440 amino acids. The transcript is spliced from 4 exons. Gene Ontology annotation, molecular function: cysteine-type peptidase activity. The record is from RefSeq and is a predicted model, not a curated record. Gene Ontology annotation, biological process: proteolysis. Lineage: Eukaryota; Viridiplantae; Streptophyta; Magnoliopsida; Fabales; Fabaceae.